GUCCACGUGAACUCGCGUCCUUGGAUCUUGGCAGUGAUGCUGCGCAUCUUCUAGCGUUUGCGACGUCACAUCAACAGCGUAGAGCCACAAUUUUACUCUCUAUACACAUCGUGUAGCGCUCACUUCUAUAAGACGGCUGAAGCGUAUUCGUCUACAACGCGCCACGAUGACCGAGGUUAUGAACUCCGCCCCAACGCCAGCACCCGAACCGAAACCCGUAGAAAGCCAGCAACCACAAUACACGUUCAAAUUCAGCGAGUUUCUGCGACGCGAAUAUCGCUUUGGCCUUAGUCCUGACCGCCCGGUAUGCAAGGCAUACCUCCAGGGUCACUGCCCGGAUGGCAAUAGGUGCCCAAACAAACACAAUGUCUCUUCAUCCUACAACAAUCUAGUAUGCAAGCAUUGGUUGCGUGGCCUAUGCAAGAAAGGCGAAACAUGCGAGUUCCUUCACGAGUACAACCUACGACGAAUGCCCGAGUGCUCCUACUACGCCCGGACACAAACGUGCUCCAAUGGAGACGACUGUCUCUACCUACAUAUCGACCCCGAGGCGAAGCGCCCCUCAUGCCCACACUACGAUAGAGGCUUCUGUCCGCUUGGGCCAUACUGCGCGCUCAAACACAACAAGAAGGAGAAGCUUUGUCCCUUCUACCUCUGCGGCUUCUGUCCCGAGGGUAAGAACUGCAAGUACGGUGCACACCCAAGGUUUCCUGCCGAUCUCAAGAAGCCUGAGGUCCGUGUGGAAAAGAGCCCUGAGGAGCUUGAGGCCGAGCGAAUAGAGCGCGAACGCGAGAUGAUGAGAAGAGAGGAGGAGGACCGUGAGCGUGACGAGAGGAACGGUCAUCAAGGUGGCCGCGGUUUCAGGGGCAACUGGGACCGCAAGAAGCGUGGAAGAGGAAGGGGUAGAGGUGGCAGGGGACGAGGAGACUAUUGAACGGCUAAUCCUCUGCUCGUUGAAACUCCAGAAUAAUACCAGAACGCACUCGUUCUGUGCGGCGACUGAACAUUGCACCGAGCUUGUGCUGGGUUCAAGCCAAAGAGUGAGAGAAACAGAAAGGAUAAUGAUACCCCCCAGGCUCAGUCCUGGUAUUAAGCGCUGAGUAGUCGGGGCUUCGACGUGAAUGGUCCCCAGUGACAUCGGUCUGACACCCGAGUUGAAAUUCAAGAGGCAGAUGUACACAGAUGAUUUUAGGAUGAUGGUCACAACGAGAAAGCACAGUAGGGUCAGGGCGUGAGCCGACAUAACGGGUACGGUAUAAAGUAUUACUACUAUAUUAUUCUUCAUGACGACUGCUCGCGACAGGCUUGACAACCAUUUUUGAUCGACGUUAACCUCCUGUCAACGAACUUGAUGAAUGUGAUGGCGUUUCAUCGCUACAUUAC
Molecule: messenger RNA, 1383 nt
Organism: Alternaria alternata
Lineage: Eukaryota; Fungi; Ascomycota; Dothideomycetes; Pleosporales; Pleosporaceae
Exons: 2
Coding region: 167-934 (255 amino acids)
Molecular function (GO): metal ion binding; RNA binding
Source: RefSeq, a predicted model, not a curated record